This is a messenger RNA of Impatiens glandulifera, 1044 nucleotides long. RefSeq lists its product as uncharacterized. The record is from RefSeq and is a predicted model, not a curated record. The transcript has 3 exons. The coding region runs from base 108 to 602 and encodes 164 amino acids. NCBI's taxonomy places the organism in Eukaryota, Viridiplantae, Streptophyta, Magnoliopsida, Ericales, Balsaminaceae.
AAGUACUUCUUCUUCUUCUUCUCUCUCUCUUGAUCUCAUCAUAUAUGAUCGAUCGAUCCUUCAUUCAUUCUUGAUCUGCAGAAAGCACUGAAGAAGAAGAAGAAGUUAUGGUUACAGUUACAGAGCCUCGAGGAUGGCCGUUCGGGCUUGGAAAUUUGAACAAACGACUUCAAGAUUCGCAGUCACAGGCGCUGCCGGUGGUUACAAUUCAGCCGCAACAGCAGCAUCAGCAUCAGCAAGAGCAGCAACAACAACAACAACAAAUCUCUUCUCAUUAUCCAUCCUCGAGUUUCUCUUCAUUUUCAUCUUCUAAUUCUGACACUGAGAAGUCAUCUGCAUCAUUUUUCCAAGAUCAUAGUGUUUCGUUAGGUAGGUUAAUGGGCAUGAAACCAAAGGAGAAGAAGAAGCCUCUGUAUUUUUCAGGCACAAUCACUUUCAACAGUCAAUGCCAGUGUAAAGGAAUUCCAGAGAAAAGAAAGCAAGAACAUGGGGAGGAGGAAGAAGAAGAGGUGAUGAUGAUGAUGGGUCAGAGAAUUUGUGUUCCAUUAUUGGUUUGUAUUCUAGUGAAGAUGGGCGGUACAUGUAAAAGUAGAUCUAGGUGAUGAUGAUGAUCAAAAUCAACUAUUACUUGAAUGAUGAAUUCCAUCAUCAUCAACAUCAACAAACUAUUCAAUCAACUUCAACUUCAUUCUUGCACGGCAUAUACCAAUUUCAUAUUCAACUAGAGAAAGGUUAAUAUUAUUAUCUUCUUUAACCCCCCAAAAUUUGAUGGAUCAAGCCAUCAAUUUUGUUCCUAUUUCAGUUCAUUGUGUCUAUUAUGUAUGAAAAAGAAUAAGAGAAAAAUAUAGCAACUCAUCAAUCACCCCUUUCCCAUUCCCUGGAGUAUGAGUGGAAUUCCAAAAGACUAUAAACCAGGAGGAGUUUUGUUGUAAAGUUGAGCCACCCUCAAUUUGGGUGACUUAUUAUGAACACUGUUAUGGAAUGUUUUUGGGAGCUAUUGGAUUAUCCAUGGAGGCCCAAUAAUACCAUUAUUGGUUUCUAAGA